This is a messenger RNA of Symbiodinium natans, 2040 nucleotides long. Lineage: Eukaryota; Dinophyceae; Suessiales; Symbiodiniaceae. The record is from the annotation of a GenBank genome assembly.
AUGUCUGCCGCCAAGCUUGAAAAGAAGAUCUGGAACCUGGAGCAGCGGCUGCGUGAAGAGUUCCGCGUCGAGCUGAGCCGGGCGCUGGCCUUGUGCGCCGCCAAAGUGCAGCACCUCGAAACCGAGGUGCUCUUGCUCAAAGGGGAGAAGCCAUCGAGCAGCCCUGCGCGCGAUGGGGUCGCCGUUGAUGUGUCCAAGGAUGGCAUUGCGAGGCUUCCAGGAAACGCUCUGGGGGAGGCUGACGUCGUGCCGGUUGCCCGGAUGGCGUGGCCAGAAAGCACGGAGGCUCAGCAGGAAGGCUUCGUCGCUAAGGACGAGUGCGUUGACUGGGUCCCAUUGGAGCCUGUGGCGUUUUUGGAGUCUACCUGGAACCUGGUUUUGGUAUUGGGGUUUACCGAUGCCGGGUGGUUGGACAUCAUCAUCAGCUGCCUGCUCUUGGUUGCCAGCGCUGGCUUGCAGAUCGCCUUCAGCCUGAUCUUGCUGUCGCCCGACUUUCUGGGAGAGCCCUUUUCGACACACAUCACAAGUGCAGAGAGAUGGAGGGCCGGCGUUGCUCAUGAUUACAGGCACAUGGACUUGGCGGAGACAAGCCUCGUGUCGCGGGUCUGCAACAAAGAUGAGUCCCUCAUCGUGUCGUGGAAAUGUCUCAUUGAUCAUUGGCAAAAGGGCAAGCACUUUGUUCUCCCUUUUGAUGUCACUGCCCGGGACGGUCAAGCAACCCUCCUGGACCAGAUUGAUGCUUUCCUUGGCAUCAUUCAGCCUCUCGACAUGAGCCUGGGAAUUCUGCUUUGCAUGCUCUGCAUCCUCCUAUGGUGCCUGUAUUUGUGCAACGAAUUUCAGGCUAUUGGACUGUCUUUGGAGGCUAUCCUGCAGGUGCCGCGGCGUGCUUACACAAGCUUUGACCACGGACGCUUCGAAACGAUGUCAUACUGGCGAUUUGCAUCGUACUGCCUGGCACGCCUGACGAGGGGAGUGAUUGCCGGGUUUCUGCUCUACGCAGGAAUUCUCUGGCUCGGGAAUACGACGUCCAUCACCGACCUCAUGCUGAAUGCGGUCGCUUUGGGCGCGGUGCUGGACGUAGAUGAGAUGUUCUUCGCUGCCCUCAUGCCCAAGAAGAUCCAGAUCAAGAUUCAAGACCUGGAGGCCAUCAAGAUCAACUACACCCGCAGGCGGAGCCAGUUGGAGGCUUUCUUGCUACUUCUGAUCAUGUCUGGAUUGAUGUUGUGGCCUUGGUUCUACUUGGUGGAGCCGCUUGGCAACCACAUGCUGGAGGUGAAGAGGACGCUGUGCGGUGGGCAGCAGGAUUUCGUGGUAGGCAUCAACAGCAACCAGUUUCUGACGGUCGGCCGGGAGACGGUGCAGUAUACAUCCAACCGCAACGCCAGCCUCAUCGAGCUCGCUGUCCGCGACCUUGCCUUCGGAGAUUCGGGGUCUUCGAGAUACAUCCUCAUGCCCGAGGAAACUUCUGCUUUCGACAGCAAGCUUACCGAGCCCAUGUCUGCAGCAGCGGCAAGCAUCUUGGCUUGUGACGACUUCGACCUCUACUACUUGGAGGGCCAGGCACCUCCUGCCAACUAUGCCCCUUACUGGUGGAAUACGGCGCCUGGCCUGGGGUUCUCGGAGCAGUCCACCUGUGCGGAGAUGAAGCUGAGAUAUCAGGAGCUAGCGACCGUGCUCGACACGCUGAACUGCACCGACGCCCCCGCCGACUCGCCCGCUUGGCAGCUCUUCUGGGACCAGUACCCCAUCAGCAUCUCCUCGGCCAUGGGGGUAACGAACCAAACCCAGAAGGACGGCCUCCGCGCCUUUGCGGAGGCCAUGAAGAGUGCGGGCUGCGCGUCCUUGGCUGGCCCGGACGAGUACGAGGAGCUGACGCAGAUCAGGUUCUGUGAUGGCCACGCGACACUUUGGUCGCCGCUGAGCGUGCUGUGCCCGAAGACCUGUUGCAACGACGCCGAUUCGACGUAUUGCCCCAGCAGCUGCGCAUGUGUGGACAAAGAUGAGGACCGCUACACUGCAAACAAAGGGCAGCAGAUGUAA